Molecule: messenger RNA, 2316 nt
Organism: Miscanthus lutarioriparius
Lineage: Eukaryota; Viridiplantae; Streptophyta; Magnoliopsida; Poales; Poaceae
Source: the annotation of a GenBank genome assembly
AUGGGUAUGGAAUUUUCAUCACAGGCUGAAGAUGGGAAAAAUGGCAAAGUGGAGAGCGCUAUAGAAAUAGGAUAUAGAACUGCAGUGCCUAUAUACAACUGCAACGGCAAAGGAACCGAAGCUGCCGAAACGCGGCGGCGCGGCAGCGGCGGGAGGCCUCGGAAACGCGGAGGAAUACACGAGGUCACUUUCCCGGCGAAUGCGUUAGGAGACGAGGCGCGGCGGAGAUGGGGAAGUACACGCGGGGUGCUGCGGCUGGCUCAUCGUGGCGCUGAUUGUGGCGCUGGUAGCCACGGCGGCGAUGUUCGCCAUCAUGAAGCGCAAGCCCGGGGGACGCCACAUCAAGCCGCUCCCGGUGCCGGGCCCGCCGGGGGCCAUCGACUCAAGUACGGCGACGCGCUCGGGGGUCGCGCCCAGUUCUUCCAGGUCCAGAAGGCGGGGAAGCUGGAGAACAACCAGAUCCCGUGGCGUGGGGACUCGGCGCUGACCGAUGGGAAGGAAGCGGGACUGGAUCUUUCCAAGGGAAUGUAUGAUGCUGGGGAUCAUAUGAAGUUCACCUUCCCGAUGGCAUUCACGGCGACGAUGAGCGCUGCAAAGCAACUGGACCCUGCCCUCGAUGCACUGAAGUGGAUUACAGAUUUCCUUAUCGCUGCACAUCCUUCUGACAAUGUGUUGUAUAUUCAGGUUGGUGAUCCUGAUCUGGACCACAAUUGCUGGGAAAGGCCGGAAACAAUGACUGAGAAAAGACCUCUCACACAGAUUAACAAAAAGUCUCCCGGAUCAGAUGUUGCUGCUGAGGCAGCAGCAGCUAUGGCAGCUGCUUCAAUGGUCUUCAAAUCCAGAGAUACUACAUAUUCUGAUGUGCUUCUUCAACAUGCUCAGAAGCUAUUUACUUUUGCUGAUACUUAUAGAGGCCUCUCAAGUGAGAGCUAUCCCAAGCUCCAAGAUUUCUAUAACUCCACCAGUUAUGUUGAUGAGCUUCUAUGGGCAGCAAGUUGGCUUUAUCAUGCCACAGGCGACCAGACAUAUCUCAGUUAUGUAACUGUACAGAAUGGGAAAGCUUAUGCUGAUUGGGGAAGGCCAACAUGGUUCAGUUGGGAUGACAAAAAUCCAGGCACACAGGUCCUUUUGUCCAGACUAAAUUUCUUUGGCUCCAAACAGAUAUCUAAUGCUGAAAAUGAGGGGUUAAAAAGUUAUAGAGAUACUGCAGAAGCUGUCAUUUGUGGUCUGAUUCCAGAUUCCCCUCAAGCCACUGCUAGCAGAACUGGAGGAGGGUUGGUGUGGAUCAGUGGGUGGAAUUCUCUCCAGCAUGCCACCAAUGCUGCAUUCCUAGCUGUUGUGUACAGUGACUACAUGCUCUCCACACGGACAGCGGCAGUGCAGUGCAGUGGAAAGUACUACAGCCCUACCGAUAUACGCAAUUUUGCUGCAUCACAGGCUAAUUAUAUCUUGGGAGACAACCCAAUGAAGCUUAGCUAUCUUGUUGGAUAUGGGAGCAGCUAUCCACAGCAAGUACAUCACAGAGGAGCGUCGAUCCCCUCAGAUGCGAAAACAGGCUGCAAAGGAUUCCAGUAUCUCCAUUCACCCGAUCCAAACCCAAAUGUUGCAAUGGGUGCCCUGGUGGGUGGGCCAUUCCAGAAUGACACUUUCGUCGAUUCUCGUGACAAUGCUGUACAGACGGAGUCCAGCACCUACAACAGUGGCACCCUAGUCGGUAGCACUAUUUGUUCAGAAGAUGCAAUGAAAUUCCUGAAUUUGAAAAGGAUCUUGGGCUUCCAAUUACUGAAGAUGGCCGUAUCAUUCGUCACUAGACUUCUAACAUUGGCAUUAGGAUACGCCUAUCCGGCGUACGACUGCCACAAGACUCUGGAACUGAACGCGCACGCGCCGCAGAUGGAACGGCUGCGGUUCUGGUGCCAGUACUGGAUUCUGCUCGCGGUCCUGACUGCUUUCCAGAGCUUCGCCGACUGCGCGCUCUCGUGGCUGCCGAUGUACGGCGAGGCGAAGCUCGCGCUCGUCGUCUACCUCUGGCACCCAAAGACAAUGGCAAGCCACCAUCCGAGACCACACCCUGCUGAACAAGACGGCGCGAGUCACGUCUACGACGACUACCUCCGUCCGUUCCUGGCGGCGCACGAGGCGGACAUCGACCGCGGCCUCGUGGAGCUGAGGGCCAGGGCCGCGGACGCGACGGCGUCGCACCUCCAGGCAGCCGUGGCCCUCGGGCGGGCGUGUCUCUCCGAGGUCGCCCGCCGCGUUUCGUCGCAGCUGCAGGCGACCAGAAGUCAUCCGGCCGGGGCCGGGCAGGCACAGUGA